Clunio marinus is the source of this 576-nucleotide messenger RNA. The record is from the annotation of a GenBank genome assembly. Lineage: Eukaryota; Metazoa; Arthropoda; Insecta; Diptera; Chironomidae.
AUGAAUUUAAAAAAGGUUUCAAGCAAAAUUUGUGGAUUGCGUAGCUGUCUUUCGGCAAGACAUGCCAGCUUUCAAUAUAUCAGUGACGAGCUUUGUGUUCCAUCCCCACCUCACUUCGACGUCCUUUUUAAAGCUUUAGACACUCCACCGAAAAGCAUUUUAAUGGUAAAAGGUUCCACUGAUAACUUGCUUAGUGGUGAAAGGAAUUCUCGCCAAAUGGAAGUGAUGAGAGUUGCUUCACCACAAAAACGGCUAUUUGCAGCUUUUGGAAGGUCCGUGAAGCAAGUUGACAUUCAAGAAGGGUUGAGAGAUGAAAGGACGAUUUUCUUUCUCACCCAACCACCCCCACAUAUAGAUUCAGUUCAGGAAGCAGUAAAAACGUCUAACACAGUCCAUUUGAAAGCUGGAUUUUCCACAGAGAUUAUGAUGAUAAAUUGGCGCACACUUGAACAUAACAGAGGAAGUUUUAGAACAGUUCAAGAUAAGUUAAAACAGUCACACAAAUCAUUUCAACAAAUUAAAGUCUUUGAAAUUUCUUUAUCUCAUGAUCCGAAGCUUAAUCUAACGAGACUUUGA